Messenger RNA from Ipomoea triloba (trilobed morning glory), 1035 nucleotides. RefSeq names its product probable serine/threonine-protein kinase PIX13. Bases 1 to 1035 code for a protein of 344 amino acids. Gene Ontology annotation, biological process: protein phosphorylation. NCBI's taxonomy places the organism in Eukaryota, Viridiplantae, Streptophyta, Magnoliopsida, Solanales, Convolvulaceae. Gene Ontology annotation, molecular function: protein kinase activity; ATP binding. The transcript is spliced from 5 exons. The record is from RefSeq and is a predicted model, not a curated record.
AUGAAGUUGGAGAAUGGAGAGGACAACAAUAAAGGCUGUACUGCAUUUUCUGAACUGAGCAGAAUUGGUGGCUAUAGACAGCUUUCAGCGGCAGAGAGUGAAGACUCAAAUGCGAAUGGAACAAUUUUGCCGAAACCAAAUUUGAAGGUUUACAGUUUGGCUGAAUUGAAGGUGGUCACCAGUAAUUUUAAGCCUGAGAUGGUCUUGGGGACAGGGGGUUUUGGGACAAUGUUUAAAGGAUGGGUUGAUGAGAACACGCUUGCACCAUCUAAACCCGGUAGUGGGAUGAUUGUUGCUAUCAAGAGAUUGAGCCCUGGAAGUUUGCGAGAACAGUCAGAAGUGAACUUGUUGGGAAAGCUUUCGCAUCCUAAUGUGGUUAAGCUGAUAGGGUAUUGUCAGGAAGAUGAAGAACAGCUACUUGUCUAUGAAUUUAUGCAGAAGGGAAGCUUGGAUAACCAUCUUUUCAGAAGAGGUGAUGCCAUUCAAUGGGACUUGCGGCUCAAAAUUGCAAUAGGAGCAGCCCGGGGCCUAGCUUUUUUGCAUACUUCAGAAAGGCAAGUUAUCUAUGGGGAUAUGAGGACCUCCAACAUUCUUCUUGAUGGGAAUUACAAUGCAAAAAUGUCGGAUUUUGGGUUAGUUAGACUAGGGCCUCGAGUGAUGGGCGCAGAGGGUUAUGCUGCACCCGAAUACAUAGCAACAGGCCAUGUAUCUGUGAAAACUGAUGUGUAUAGUUUCAGUGUCAUUCUGCUUGAGAUAUUGACCGGCUUGCGAGCAAUUGACCGUAACCGACCUACCAACCAACAUUUUUUGGUGAAAUGGGUGAAAUCCAUGGACCUCUCUCAUCAGAAAGGGAAGUUGAAGUCUAUAAUGGAUCCUAAAAUGGAAGGCCAAUAUUGUACAAAGGCAGCAUUGCAGGUUGCUCAGCUUGCUUUGAGAUGCCUGGAAAAUGAGCCUUGCAAACGGCCUUCCAUGAAUGAAGUAGUGCAAAUUUUGGAAGAAAUUGAAGCUAUGGGAAACUCGUUGGAUGGGAAUUAA